ACUAGUCGAUCUCAUUAUGAAAGACAACGAUUUGGUUAUAAACAUAAUGUAUGAGUUGAAUGCUCUGCCGCUCGCACUCCAGAUCACGUCCAUUGCGGGCAAUCUGUUGUCUCGAACACUGCUCGGCGGUCGCUCUGAACGUAACGAGUAUUUACUUCUUCACGCGUUUCACGAGAAAAAUUUCAUUUCUCCCGACAAAGUGUUCUCCAAUGCAAAGCCAUUAGAUUUCUAUGACAUGGAUUUUAAUGGCGAAUCCAUGCCGAAGAAGGCGACGGCUUCGCGCCAGAAGAAGGCCGCCUAUACGGGUGGUCUGGUCUUAGAGCCAAAAGUGGGAUUCUAUGACAGAUAUAUACUGCUUAUGGACUUCAAUUCGUUGUAUCCGUCAAUCAUUCAGGAAUUCAACAUUUGUUUCACAACUGUAUCCCAAACUGAGCCCAAAGACGAUGAGAAUGAGACGCCGGAAGAAUUCAUACCAGAGCUGCCGAACGAAGGACUUCCCGAAGGAAUACUUCCGAACGAAAUCAAGAAAUUAGUCGAAAGUCGACGCGAAGUGAAGAAACUGAUGUGUAAUCCGGAUUUGACGCCAGAUCUGAAACAACAGUACGAUAUCCGACAGAAAGCGCUCAAACUUACGGCCAAUAGUAUGUACGGGUGUCUGGGGAAGUCACCAGACCUUCACUAUAUGCCGCUGUGCCAUUCGAUCAUGAUUUUGACCAAUUGUACCAAUUUUAACGAUGUAAAGGCCAUCGGCAACAGAGUUCAGGCGGAAGUGAACAAAUUGUAUCGACUCCUGGAGAUAGAGAUCGACGGUGUGUUUCGAUCGAUGCUUUUGCUUAAGAAGAAGAAAUACGCGGCGCUUACCGUUCAAAAGGCGGCCAACGGUGAGCUGUCGUACGUGAAGGAAGUGAAGGGCUUGGAUAUCGUGCGACGCGAUUGGUCUAUACUCGCGAAGAAGGCCGGAGAGCGCACUCUCGAUGAGAUUCUGUCGACCGAUAAGUCACGGCCAACGCUGUCGUACGUGAAGGAAGUGAAGGGCUUGGAUAUCGUGCGACGCGAUUGGUCUAUACUCGCGAAGAAGGCCGGAGAGCGCACUCUCGAUGAGAUUCUGUCGACCGAUAAGUCGAGUGAAUUAAUUGUCGAUAACAUUCAUAAUUAUUUGAAAGAGCUGUCGGAGUGUAUCCGUCGGUACGAACUGCCGAUCGAAGAGUUCGUAAUCAGCAAAUCGUUGACUAAGAAUCCAGAAGAAUAUCCCGAUAAGAAGGGCUUGAGUCACGUGAGCGUUGCCCUCAGAUAUAACGAGUCGUCUAAGGCUAAGAAGUUGAGGAAUGGAGACACUGUUCCGUACGUGAUAUGCGAGGACAACAGCGGACGACCGGCCACUCAAAGGGCCUAUCAUUGCGAUGAACUCAAAGAAAAAGAUCUCAAAAUUGAUGUCAAAUAUUAUUUGAGUCAACAAUUACUUCCCGUUGUGUCCAGACUUUGCGAACCCAUCGAUGGAACCGAUUCUCAUAUUUUGGCCGAAUUUAUGGGAAUUGAAUCGAAUGUGAAAUUUAAUAACCAAUCGCUUCUGGAGGUGGAGAAUGCCAUCCAUAGUGGAGAACAUAAAUACGAUUCGUGCAAACCUUUGCUAAUGAAAUGCGUGAACGAGAGCUGCUGUAAAGAGAUAGCGAUUACGAAACUCUUUAAAACUAUUGAUAAUAAUGUCGAACAAAAUGCGACCGAAAGUGACAAGAGUUUGAGUAAAAAACGUUUGGAUCUCACGUUUAGUCGCUGUCCCGACUGUAACGUUGAGUUCACGGAACUAAUGGCUCCUAAAUUUGAGGUUCAGAUCCGACGCUUUAUUAACCAAUUUGUUGCACACUUUUACCAGAAAUGGAUGAUAUGUGACGACCAGAUGUGUUCGCAUAGGACUCGCUAUUUGACGGGAAGGCUGUCCAAAGUGGGCCCUCUCUGUCCCAAAUGCAAGUCUGGAAAUCUGUGUCCAGAAAUAAGUGAAUUCCAACACAACCUUCAGUUAACAUAUUUCAAACAUCUCUUUGAUUUAAACCCAUCGUUAAAGCCGGAUGGCAAACUAUUGAAGGCACGGUUCGGUCCGCUAUACGAUCGACUCCGACAAGUGGUUCAAACAUAUUUGGACGCAAACUCUUAUAAUGAAAUUGAUUUGAAUUAUUUGUUCCGCAAAUUACGGCCAAAGAAUUCAAUGAAAUAAUGAAAUUCAAUUGUAAUUCAGUUUAUUUUCACCAUUUUUAUACAUUUACGUAUAUAUUCAUCUAAAGGCACAUAUUGUUUAUGAAUUUUAUAUGUAAUCACAAUAUUAUUGUUAACAUUAAAGACCAA
Molecule: messenger RNA, 2337 nt
Organism: Medioppia subpectinata
Lineage: Eukaryota; Metazoa; Arthropoda; Arachnida; Sarcoptiformes; Oppiidae
Source: the annotation of a GenBank genome assembly